UAAUUAACAUCUCACAAUUUGGCAUUGCCUCAUUCAAUUCAAUUCAUUGCAUUGUUCUUCUUCAUCUUCUUGUUAAGGUUUCAUCAUAUCAAUUCUCCUCACAGGUUCCCCUGCCCCACAGAGACAGACAUUUUCCUUACUGGUUAUGUUAUUAUUAUAAUCAUAAUAUAAAGAGGGAAGAAAGAAAGAAAGAAAUGGAAGAUUCAACACCAAAGUCUCUGAUGGAGAACCUGCUAGGCCUUCUCAGGGUUCGUGUUAAGCGUGGCGUCAACCUUGCUGUUCGUGAUGUUCGUAGCAGUGACCCUUAUGUUGUUGUUAAGAUGUACAAUCAGAAACUUAAGACUCGUGUGAUUAAGAAGGAUGUUAAUCCUGAGUGGAAUGAAGACCUUACCCUUUCUGUCAUAGAUCCUCAUCACUCCGUUUUGCUGACUGUGUAUGACCAUGACACUUUUAGCAAAGAUGACAAAAUGGGAGAUGCGGAAUUUGAAAUCUUUCCCUAUAUAGAAGCCUUGAAGAUGAACGUAACUGGCCUUCCCAACGGCACCGUGAUCAAGAGAAUACAACCAAGCAAGGAGAAUUGCUUGGCGGACGAGAGCUGUAUCUAUUAUAACAGCGGCAAAAUUAUCCAAGACAUGAUCCUCAGAUUGCGACAUGUCGAAUGUGGUGAAGUGGAAAUCUCGUUGCACUGGAUUGAUCUUCCCGGUUCUAAGGGUUUAUGAUUGAUCUUAUGGGAUGUUUGUUUAUUCACAACUACAUCCAUAUAAGCUGGCUUUCCUCCUUCAACUACCUGGUUUUGUGAAAUAUGGUUAGGUUAUAUUAUAAGACUUGAGCAACAAACUGAACUUGUAUUUAUUCAAGUUUACCUAUUUGUAUCCAGUUUGUAAUGCAUUUAGUACAGUUGAGAAAAUUGUCUGUUCAUGUAUAAAUCUGUCCUCUGGUUUGUGUUGCUUUCUUUACAUGUUGCUGAACACCUGUUUCUUUGUGUAUUAGAAAGACUUAGUAGUUUCUCA
Molecule: messenger RNA, 1010 nt
Organism: Lotus japonicus
Lineage: Eukaryota; Viridiplantae; Streptophyta; Magnoliopsida; Fabales; Fabaceae
Product: protein C2-DOMAIN ABA-RELATED 4-like
Exons: 4
Coding region: 195-719 (174 amino acids)
Source: RefSeq, a predicted model, not a curated record